AUGGCCACGCAUUUCCCCUUGGUCCUCCUCUCCCUCUCCUUCUGGCUUCUCCUGCACUUUGGGUCCAUCCUCCUCACUCCCGCCAUCUACCCUGCAUACAAGCGCCUUCCAGGUCGCACGAGGACACAGUGGCACGUCCACUUUGUCGCCUUGGCACAUGCGGUCAUCAUUGUGCCAUUGGCGGCGGCGCAAUGGUACGAGGUCAGGGAGGGAGGCGGAUUGAAGGGUAGCAGUCACCCUUUGGCUCAGAACAGGACGUAUGGGUACACCAAGGAAGCAGGAAACGUCUACGCUGUCACGUUGGGCUAUUUCAUCUGGGACCUCGUCGUGUCGGCUCUCUUUGACGGGCCCGCUUUCAUUGCUCAUGGAGCUGUGGCUAUGAUGGCCUUCACAUUCGUCUACCACCCAAUCUUCAUGUACGACGGCUUCGGCUUCCUCCUCUGGGAACUCUCCACUCCCUUCCUCAACAUCCACUGGUUCAUGGACAAGUGCGGUCUCACCGGUUCCUCCUACCAGCUCAUAAAUGCCUUUUUCCUCCUCUCGUCCUACAUCGUUGCGCGAUUGACAUUUGGAGUGUACAACUCUUACUCCUGGUUCCAACACGUCAAUUUCCCCCAACACCCGCAUGUACCCGCCAUCCCACUUGGACUCAAGGUCUUCUACUCGGUGGGCAACGUGGUGUUGAACACGCUCAACUUUGUUUGGUUCAGAGCAAUGAUUGCUGCAGUGCUGAAGCGCUUCGAUGGGAGUAGCGCAAAGAAGGGGGAGAAACAGGAUGAGGCUAGCAGGAUUGAUAGGAAGGCAGAGAAGGAGGCUGGUAUCGGAAGUGAGGCAAGGGAUGAAGUGAGGAGGAGGGUCGUUGGUGAGAAGUAA
Messenger RNA from Jaminaea rosea, 873 nucleotides. RefSeq lists its product as hypothetical. Lineage: Eukaryota; Fungi; Basidiomycota; Exobasidiomycetes; Microstromatales. The coding region runs from base 1 to 873 and encodes 290 amino acids. Gene Ontology annotation, cellular component: membrane; endoplasmic reticulum. The transcript is spliced from 3 exons. The record is from RefSeq and is a predicted model, not a curated record. Gene Ontology annotation, biological process: lipid homeostasis.